Notodromas monacha is the source of this 1105-nucleotide messenger RNA. Lineage: Eukaryota; Metazoa; Arthropoda; Ostracoda; Podocopida; Cyprididae. The record is from the annotation of a GenBank genome assembly.
AUGCCCGUGGGAUUUGGUGUCUUUGAAACCUGUAGUGGGAGAACGUCGAGUUUGUUGGCGCCGAUCAUGCUUCUCUCUGGACACGGCGGGGAAAUCUUCAGUGGGAAAUUUCACCCGGAUGGCGAAUUCCUGGUAUCUGCAGGCAUGGACCGAGACAUUCUCAUCUGGAAAGUUUACGGGGAGUGCGAAAAUAUCCACGUCAUGAGCGGGCAUUCCGGGGCUGUCUUGGAUUUGCAAUUGUCGACUGACGGGGAACGCGUGUACACGGCGUCGACUGACAAGACCGUCGGGAUCUGGGACCUCGUCGAAGGAAGAAGAGUGAAGCGGAUCAAGGCCCACGGGGGUUUCGUCAAUUCUGUCUGUGCGGCGCGACGGGGGCCGCCACUGCUCGUCACUGGCUCUGACGACGGCACUGUCAAGGUGUGGGACACGCGUCGUCGUGGAGAACUGCACACGCUUCCCGGCGCCGGCUUCCCGAUCACGUCCGUCUCGUUCACCGACACGGCGGAAUCCGUCCUCACUGGCGGCACGGACAACGAAAUCCGGUGUUGGGACUUGCGGCGCCUCGCGACCCCGUCCCUCCAACUCCGCGGACACACGGACACGGUGACGUCGCUGUGCCUGAGCCCGGCGAAAUGCAGCGGCGCCCACGUGGCGUCCAACGCCAUGGACAACACGAUCCGGGUCUGGGAUGUGCGGCCGUAUUUCAAGGGCGACGGCACGCGAUGCACGACGGCGUUGACUGGGCAUCAGCACAAUUUUGAGCAGAAUUUGAUCAAGGUGGCGUGGUCGCCGGAUGGGCGGCGGGUCGCCAGUGGGUCCGCCGACCGGUGCGUGCAUAUUUGGGACGUGACGAGCGGACGCCUCAUUUAUCGCCUGCCUGGGCACAAUGGGAUCAUGUCGGUUGGCAGCGACAAGCAAAUCUACCUCGGUGAGAUUGAGUCUUGAUGGAUGCUGGAAAUGCCGUUUUUUUACAUAUGCUGCGAUCACGUUUCUCGGAUCUUCGUCAUGUUCGUUUUUUUUUUUUUGGUCUUGAAAAUGACUUGAAUUGAAAAAUGUGUUCGAAAUCGUCGGGUUUUCUUGGAUGAAUUCAUGUGAGAGAGAA